Messenger RNA from Habropoda laboriosa, 1410 nucleotides. Its product is annotated as zinc finger protein 615. The coding region runs from base 1 to 1188 and encodes 395 amino acids. Gene Ontology annotation, biological process: regulation of transcription by RNA polymerase II. The record is from RefSeq and is a predicted model, not a curated record. NCBI's taxonomy places the organism in Eukaryota, Metazoa, Arthropoda, Insecta, Hymenoptera, Apidae. The transcript has a single exon. Gene Ontology annotation, molecular function: DNA-binding transcription factor activity; RNA polymerase II cis-regulatory region sequence-specific DNA binding.
AUGCAGGUGGAUUGGUACGCAGGAUAUGAGCAGUUUGUCAAGCGCAACCUGACUCUGCUCCCACAUCAAGAAGCAGUGCAGCAGCAGCAGGAGCUGCAAUCACAACAGCUGGCUCAUCCACAACAGACUGAUAUAAUGACGUCCAUGUUUGAACAACAAAUCAAAAGCGAACCUAUGGGGUUCUAUUCUGUUGCUUCAAGCCGUUCGGAUGGUUCAAAUUCUAUGGUGACUCUAUCCGACGACCGUGAAGAUCUUUCGCAACAAGAGGGUCAUCUGCAACCUCAGCAACAGGCAACGCUACAAUUGAAUCAACAGGGUCAGCAGCAAACUCAGCAGCAAAAUCAACAGCAAACACAACAGGGUCAACAACAGCAGAGUCAGAGUGUGCAACAAGAAGUUCCAAGCCGUCAGUCGACAGGUCAACAAACAGUUAAAGAGGGUUCGCGGUCAAAACCACAACCCUGUAAGGUAUGUGGCAAGGUGCUAUCUUCUGCUUCAUCGUACUAUGUACAUAUGAAACUUCAUUCGGGCAACAAACCAUAUCAUUGUACUGUAUGCGAAGCAAGUUUUUGCCGGAAACCAUACUUGGAAGUGCAUAUGAGGACACAUACAGGAGAACGACCUUUCCAAUGUGAGUUGUGCUUGAAAAGGUUUACGCAAAAGAGCAGUCUUAAUACUCAUAAGCGGGUGCACACUGGAGAAAGACCAUAUGCCUGCGACAUAUGUCAAAAACGUUUUGCUGUGAAAAGCUAUGUGACAGCACACCGUUGGAGUCAUGUUGCAGAAAAACCUUUGGUCUGUGACAGAUGUUCUCUCACAUUCACGUCCAAAAGUCAAUUUGCAAUACACAUCCGUACCCAUACUGCAAGUACUACGUACGAGUGCAAUAUUUGCGGACGUACAUUUGUACGUGACAGUUAUCUGAUACGGCAUCAGAAUCGAGUACACCGUGAUAUGAAUCAAAGCAGUACAAAUCACAAUCCACCUACACCACAAAGCACAGGUGGCGGUACACCAGGUACCGGCUUCGAGAGUCCAGUUUGUGAUUUGCGCUACAGCGAAGGACCUUCUUCGUUGGAUGGUUUAGCAGGUUCUAAAGGAGGAAUUGCAGCUGAGAUUGCAAGUUUAGCUAAGCAAAAUAAUCUUCAACUUCCUCUACCGCUGUUACAUCCGCAGACUACCAACUAGUGUUUAGAUGGCAGCGUGUCCGAGUCCCUACCGCAGCACCAGUCACCGCAGCAAGUAGUAUGUCCCACCUCGGCGUCUUCGCCAUUCAUACUUAAUUCACCUGUCUCUCACGAGCACACCACACCGCAGAGUGUCUACCAAACGACAGGUUCUUCCAGUUCACUGGAUAGCCUCAACUCCCAACUCUAUCCGCAAAUGUCAUCCCCUAUAGAUUCAUCGGAG